GAGGAUUUUUUAUUUCUAUUUUCUCAGGAUGUAUUUAAUGAGAUCUAAGAAGCAUUUUGAAAGCCAAGAUUUGAAGGAGUUACAAGACAAACGUGAAAAAUUUGCCGAGCGACAUCGUGAUGGUUCCAGUCGAUCAUCAGAGACGGCUUCUAUGGAUAAAAGUCCUGCAAAAACAAAUAAAAAAGAAGAGUUUACUCUGGAGGAACUCCCAGAUGGAGCUUGUUUUAGACCAAAGUCUGUGUUAUCAAACGUGCAGGAUGCUGAAACGGCUGUUAGACCCGCUGAGUACAUUGGGAGCUUUUCUGUCCAAGGUGCUGAUCAGAAUGCCCGGGCAGAAUGUGUCCAGACUCACUUAGAGGAUAUGAGGACAGUUGACAAGAGUAAGAAGGUGUUACUGGUCAUCUCUCUGUCAGGGAUCAAGGUCUGCAGCAGCAAUGGGGAGAGUGUGUACAUGGCCCAUGCCCUGAAGCGAAUUUCCUAUGCAACAUGUGACCCAGACCACUGUCAGUUUUCCUUCCUGGCUAGAGAACCGAAGGGACAUAUCAAUAUCCAGUUCUGUCAUGCCUUCAUCACCACCACAUCAGAAGAGGCAGAGGAACUAAAUACAAUCAUUGGUAAUGCUUUCAAGAUGGCUUAUGCACAGCAGAGAGUGCGACAACCCACAUUCAACGAGCUCAUCGAGAUACAACUGAACGAACAAAAAGCCAAGUUCGCAGAGUAUCAGGUUCAGGCUCAGAAGGAGUUCAAACAGAAACUCACAGAGAUAGCCACGCCAACGCCCUUCUCAGAGAAGGCGAUACAGCGCAUGGAGAUGCGACGUCAAUCCAGCAGUGACGAUGUUCAGGAAAAAGAACGAGAACUUGCUGUGGGCAAAAAUAAACUAUGGGCUAAACAAGCAGUAGACAAAGUAAAGCAUCGUUCUGCUGCCAAUGAAUCGUUAAGUUGCUCACCCCCAGGACGCAGUGAGUCCCCGGGAGGGAGACCUCAGUCAGAGGCUCUCAUCCACAACUACAGUGUAGGAGACCAAGCCCACAAGAGAAACUCCACACCAGUACACUCUCUAAACCAGAAUGCUUCCUCUCUGGCCUUUCUUCGUAGCUCCUUUGACAAUACAAAUAACUCAGGGAAGAGUAAAGGGUCUCCUGUGACUGCCCUGAAGGAUGCUAUAGACAAGGGCUUUUGUAACGGCUCUCUUUCUAGUCAAGAUAGUACAGACUCUCAAGGACUUCUAAUACAUGACCAGGAGGGUUAUCUCGCCCCUCAAAAUGGCCGGCUACUCAAUGAAGACAAGAACAAGAAUCUGUGCAACAAGAUGGUCAAUCGUCCCCUUCCAGCCCUCCCUAAUCAAGCCAAUGGUCAGUCAGGAAGUCCCUGUAAACACAAAAACUGGACAAGUAUGGAUGAUGAUGUGCUAGUACCACGAAGGUCUAGGUCACGGGGAGACAACAUGGGAGACUCCCCUAGACGGAGGCCAGCCCGCCCAUUAAGUGAAGUAUUCUCUGACAAAAAACUUUCUGCAUCAAACUUUCCUGGUGCUAGGUUUGAUGAGCCAGGUUGUUAUAUGUAUGGCUCUAGGGAAAUGCAGAGUCGGCAAAUACGAAAUUCACGGUCAGAAGGCAUGCAGAUCCAACAACAAAUUCACUUACAAAGUCAACAAGUGGUAAACAAUCACAGAUCCCCAAGUAAACAGGAUGAACACUCUUCUCCAUCAAAACAGUCGUUUAGAUACCAAAAUAACCAAAGUCCUUUCCAAGAGCCCAGUUCUUAUGAGAAUCCGGAGGACUCUAGUCAGCCCAACAAAUCACGUCCAGGACUCGAGUCAUUGAUGGGCCUGGAUCGAAGCCACAUUGAGGAUGAGACGUUGCGUCAUGCAUCCUGGUAUCAAGCAGGGAUCCCACGGGAGAUUGCCCUGGAGAUCCUACAACAGGAGGAUAUAGGAUCCUUCAUUGUUCGGGAUAGCUCCACCCAUCCGGGAUGUUACGCCCUAUCAGUCCGCGUCCCAAAGUUUGAAAACCCCACAGGCAUCUCACAUUAUCUGAUACUUAAGACACAACGGGGAGUCAAACUAAAGGGUCUGGAGAAAGAAUGGCCUGAUCUUAUUGCUCUAGUCACACAUCACACUGUCAUGUCAGAAAUGUUACCAUGUACGUUACGUCUCCCACACAAAUCUACCAACCCAACCUUCAAGGACAGCGACAAGGACGAGAAAGAAGAUGACCCAGAUUAUCAACGUCUUUCUGACUUUUCCUCCAUGAUGGAUACGCUCAAAAUGUAGAUUCUGGUUUCCAUACCAACGGGGAGGAAUAGCAGUGUUUAUUUGUUACCAUGGCUGCAACCAUGGUGACGAUAGAUAUCAACAAUGCAUAUUUCAAUGACUGGCAUGGAUGUUAACAACCCAGUGGUCAUGAGAGUCUCUUGUUAUCAAUCAUGAAGACCUGCUUUAGUCAGUGUGGGACUCCUUGUCAGGAAUAAAGAUUUAGUGCUGCUGGUGACACGAGUUUAUGACAUCCUUUCUGUGAUGUUACAGCCCUCAUUGAAACACUAACAAGCUGUGCUGAUUAUUUCUAAACUGUGAUGAUAUGACAGGCCUGUGAUUAAAGGGGGAUAACUCUAACUUUGGAUUUUGUGACAGGAAAACUUAUCAGACACUAUUGGUUGAUAAAUAUUUCAUAAGUGUUGUGAGUACUUGAUGAAACCUAUUCAUAUCGGACAGUGACCAGUAGUGACCAGCUGUCACACAUUGUGUUACAGUAAUAUUGUGCAAUGUAAUUCUACAAAUUGUGUGAACUUAAUGAUAAGUCCAGUAGGUGCAUGGUUCUUUUCACAAGGUGAAAGGUUGUAACCAUGGUCACCUGGCAGUGUUACAUGCCUGUAGACGAAGUCAACACCAUGUAGUGUUCCUGGUUAGGUGGAAAUAUAAAAAUUCUGUUUGUCCUGAUAUUUGGACUGUUACAAUGCAGUUGUUUGGAUUCUGUGUUCAGGUUCAUAAAAAUUUGUGUCCAGUCACAGCUUGGAACAUGUCCAGCAAGCAGUUUGACACAAGUUGUAUGAAAGUCAUGAUUUUGAAUUCCUGGUGUUUAUUUUAACAUUAUUACAUUCUACAUUCUGUGUCAUCCUGUUACAAUAUUGCACUAGAUUUAUCUUCCUCUCACAUACCGAUAUUCUCAUCAACUCAUCGAAGAAAAUCAUGCAGUGAAUUCAGAAGCAAAUGUAAGGAAGCCAUGAAUAUACAUCAUGAAAUUAUUGAAUGUCUCGGUGAAAAAAACAGAUCCUGGUGUACACAUUUGUCAGAAACUUGAGCUAUGAUCAGUGUAAGCAUGCUGUAUCAGUGAAACAUUCGUUCUGUGCUGCAAAAUAUGGCACUAGAUAUUCCUGUUGGAUUAGGAAGGCUCAUUUAAAAUCUGUCAUUAUAGGCGAGUAUGACUAGAAUUAAUCUGCCAGUGAGGUGCAGGAGAGACUGUGAUAUUAGAUAUGUAUAGGUGUUCAUGUGUAUUAUAUACAUUGUUUUAUGGGUUUUAAAAAAACAUGGAAGUACACAAUGUGGUAUUGAAGGUCAUGUUGCUGGUGAACAUAUUGAACUGUAAUGUAUUGAGAUAUUGUAAUGUAUAAAAAAUACAAUGUAUUACACUGUAUUUGUAAUGAACAUUGUUAUACAUUGUGUUUUGUAGUUUAUAUAUUGUACUAUUAGUAAAUAGAAGUAGGAGAAAUAAUGUUUGGAUUCUUGCCUUGGAGUUACCUCCCCUCCCCAAUCCUCAGUGGAGGGCAGGUCAGAUGAAACAGCUUACUGUUGGAAAAGAAGUGUACUUUUUACAACCUUUGUCACAUCCUUUUUUACUCCUUUGCAGCUAUACAAUAAGAAUGUAUGCCUUUUUUUAGAGUAGUAUGAACUACGCCAGGUGGAAAUUGUUUUGAUUCAGGGAUAAAUAAUACAACAUACUGUUGAGUAUUAAUCAUUGCAAGAGUCUACAUUAAAAUCCACAGGAACUUGGAGAUGUUUUUGAUAAAGCAUCCCCUCCUCCCCCUCCCAAGGGAAAUAACUCUGUAAGUUGAACGACAUUUAUAUAGAUGUUCAAACAUCUUUCUAAAGCAAUAAUGUUUUGUGUAAGACUGGUUCAUUCCAUACUUAGUGUGAGGCAGGAUCAUUACUGCUGAUAAAAGCAUGACUAAGCCCACGAUGUUGUGUUGGAGGAAUUGUACUGCCAGCAUUAUAACUAGAAAAUGGAGGAGGAAUGUAUAAAACGCUGGGGAAACGUGAUAUAAAAUAUAACAUGGGAGUAUUGUGAUAUAGACCUGUUAUCAGGAGAUUACAACUAGUAUACAGGUGUCAAUCAUACAAAGAUGCCACAAAACUCCAUAAUAUUGACGAGAUAAAACUGCUUCUAAAUCUUUAAGUAAAUUCUUGUAUCAUUUUAUACAUUAAGUGAACCUUUAGUGCUGUUUAUAACUUGGUAAAUAACCACAAGGUGAUGUCAACAUUUUUUUAACUGUUUAUUUGGCAGUCUGCCUAUUGGUGCAUUGUAAUAGCCUAGCCUGAAUAUAAACCGUUUACCAAUACAAACAUCAAGGGUAUUGUCCUUGGAUUAAUGUCUCAAAACUAUCCCUAUUUUAUUUUUUUACAUACAUCGUUCUCAAGAAAAGGAAAGAGCUAAUUUUUUUUUUUAUUGUCGCUUUGUCUACACCAGAAUCCUUGGUAAUCAGACAAGUCAUUUAGUCUGUCUACAUCAGAAACCUUGGUUAUCAAAAAAUCUUAUUUAGAUUCUGACUUUCGUCACCUGUCUACACCAGAAACCUUGAUAAUCAGACAAGUAAUUUUACAGCUUUAUUGCCAUAAGUAAAGACUUUUAAUAAAGUAGAUAGGAAUGACACUUAUUAUCCAGGACGAUAUUUCCAGAUUACAUUUCAUGAAUCUUUCUUUGUUGAUGGAGUUUGGUUCAGAUUUUAUUAACGUAACCGACUUCGUUUUAUGCUUCCACGAGUACAUGUGAGACAUGUAGAGACAGUUGUUUUAAUUAUGUUGUUUUAACUUCCUGUUUAAGUUGUGGCCUUAUUAUGUUGAUCCCUUGUAGGAGCUUAGUUGUCGAUUUGGGUGGUUGUAUUAGAGUGAACUGUGAGUUGUACGAGGUAGAAGGAUUUUAUUUUCAAACAGAGAGGAGUUUUAAUGAUUGAAUAUUAAGAGUAGAGAGAGAGAGAGAGAGAGAGAGAGAGAGAGAGAGAGAGAGAGAGAGAGAGAGAGAGAAAGAGAGAGAGAGAGGGAGAGAGAGAGAGAGAAGAGAAGAGAGCUAGCUAGCUAAGAACUAUAAGAACUAAGCAAUGGUGAAAUGAACUUCAAAUCAAGUGGUAUGAACUUUGAACUAAGUUGGAGCGAUAUUUAAAAUAAAACGGAAUGAAAGACAGUAUAGAGAUUUGAGAUUGAAUUUUUCCUGAUAAUUGGAGUGACUAAUUUGUCUUUAAGCCUUGGUGAUUUACUUUAAAUUCUAAACAAAAGUAAUUAAAAAAAUUUAAACGAUAAAUUCAUUAAUAAAAUCAAGGCUUAAGGACAGAUUAUUUAUUUGAAAUGUAAGAAUGAUGAAUUAUAUUAUUUCCGGUAGAUUUAAUUGCAUGUUUUAGCAUUAAGAGUUUUAGAUUAUUGUAUUCUACUCAUUCCCAGAAAUCAAUUUUGUUUUAAACUUGUUUUGGUUAUCUCCCUUUUUACUGAAGAUCUGUGGAUAUACAUAAACCUACGUAACUAUCUGGUUUAUCUCAUACACUGACCGACGUCUUUUAUUGCCGUUUCUGGGAGUGAGAAGGACACAGCAACAUUUCUGUUUGUUAGCAUAUUUAUAUAGAAGAUUGUUGAAUGUUUAUUUUGUGUUUUUGCCAAACCUGUGAUUGUCUGUAGGCUGAGAUGGGUGUGUCACCUGAGUAUUACACUGAUCUUGCCCAAUACAAGUCAUAGAGAAAGUA
Molecule: messenger RNA, 5943 nt
Organism: Ylistrum balloti
Lineage: Eukaryota; Metazoa; Mollusca; Bivalvia; Pectinida; Pectinidae
Exons: 9
Coding region: 29-2275 (748 amino acids)
Source: RefSeq, a predicted model, not a curated record